Molecule: messenger RNA, 924 nt
Organism: Truncatella angustata
Lineage: Eukaryota; Fungi; Ascomycota; Sordariomycetes; Amphisphaeriales; Sporocadaceae
Product: DUF636 domain protein
Exons: 4
Coding region: 273-689 (138 amino acids)
Molecular function (GO): carbon-sulfur lyase activity
Source: RefSeq, a predicted model, not a curated record
CCUACAGAAUGGUGUAGAUAUCUGUGAAGCCAUUUGUCAUAAGGGCGCAAUUGACACGCCUCUGCAGCGGGAUUACUCAGGGCGUAUGAUGGACUCCACUAUGAUCGACUGCCAACGGAGGGCGGGGGCCCAGCAUUGGACUCCCCUCAAUCCAUACAUAUAGCCGAGCCAUUCUGCUCUCUAUAAUGUUGCGCCAUCAAGGUACAUACUUUUUUCGCGGUAAUUGUUCGAAGUUUUAGUGAACAGCAGAACUAGACACCAACGAAACGAAAAUGAGUUCAACUAGAGGAAGCUGCCUGUGUGGGGCCAUCCAGUUCGAGUUUACAGGUCAGCCAGAAGCCACGGCGCUCUGUCACUGCAAGGAUUGCCAAAAGUGGACCGGAUCCGCCUAUACCUCCAACGCAGUGGUGCCCAGGAAGUCCUUCAGAGUCGUCAAGGGCGAGCCGAAAUGGUACGACGCCACGGGCGCGUCGGGCAAGAUCAACAAGCACUUCUUCUGCGGCACGUGCGGGUCCAGCCUGUACACGGAGCUGGAGAUCAUGCCCGACGUCACGUGCGUCAAGGGCGGGAGCCUGGACGGCGGCGCGGCGUCGCUGGGCGGGGAGAUCGGGGCCGAGUUCUAUGUCGGCAGUCGUGUCGGGUACCUGCCGGAGAUCCGGGGGGCGAAGCAGGAGCCUGCCUUGGGUUGAGAUGCAGCGCGCCGCUCUCUCCUGAGGAGCUGGCUGCAAGAGGCUUGAGUUGUUGAUUGGAACGUUGGAUAUGUUGGCGCUCAAAAAUAAUAAUCGUGGAUCUUAAGCUAGUAGAGACAAUUGAUUGUGAUAGUCAAAUCACUGGGUAACAGUAUGAUGCUGAAAAGAAAGAUGAUACUGGUCUAAAGAACAAAAGUAGUGCUAGCUUGAAAACACAACAGCCUUUCGAGUCCAA